Molecule: messenger RNA, 1722 nt
Organism: Pseudocercospora fijiensis CIRAD86
Lineage: Eukaryota; Fungi; Ascomycota; Dothideomycetes; Mycosphaerellales; Mycosphaerellaceae
Exons: 8
Coding region: 1-1722 (573 amino acids)
Source: RefSeq, a predicted model, not a curated record
AUGCAAUUCUCAGAGUACUCUUCCUCGAGCCAACUCCAAUCUCAUAACGAAUUCCAUCGCCCAAGUCGAUCACAUAUCUCUGCUCAAAAGCGAAGACCAUUGCGACUGGAUGUCAAUCGUGGGAUAUCAGUGUGCGACUGCCGCAAUGCUUCCGGCGCUCCGUACGAAAUGAUGAGCGCAGGCGUGAGACGCUGGAACAGGCGACGCAUGCAGACAGGCGUCCGUCAGCAGAACUUUCUGUGCAUUCGGUGCGACCCGAAAGGCUUUGUACGCAAGCCCAACAAGUUGGUCACGCACAUCUACACAUUUCUCGACGCCGUAAGGGCUGUACUGGACCAUCCGAACAGUUGGAUGGCGGUUCAUGUCAAUGUGAUGGAGCUGGAAGAGCAUGAAAGGAAGCGAGCAAGAGGAAGUCUCGACCAGAGAGCACGGAAGUCAUACAGCAAGGUAGAGAUGAAGAUACGGUCAUUGAGGGCUUGUAAUACCAACAAUCAGACUGCGACAGUCCUUGACUGGAACCUUCUGCAGUCCUCUCCGCCUUCUGUAUCUUGUUCCGAGAUAUCAUCAGCCAGCGACCCACGAAGCGACAUGCUACCGCCUAGCAGAGGCUCCACCAGAGACUUCGGCAGAGGCGUCGCAGAGCCAGUAGCAUCCCUCCUUUCAUCAUCAAUUGCUCCAAGCGCCGUUCCCGUGUAUGCCGUUCCGAGAUUUCAUCAGCCAGCGACCCAUGAAGCGACAUGCUAUCGCCUAGGAGAGGCCCCAGCAGACACUCCAGGAGAGGCGUCGCACAGCAUCCCACCUUUCAUCAUCAACCAAGCGCCGUUCCCGUUUUUGCUUUUUCAAGAUGCUAUCAGCCAGCGACCCUUGGGGCGCCAUGAGACCCCAGCAGAAAGGCGCCGCAGAUUCAACAGCAUCCCGCCUUUCAUCCCCAAUUUCUCCCAGUGCCGUCUCCGUGUAUAUGCGCAUCUUCUUCGCGCCUUCAUCCGGCUGAUCAAUGUUGGCAAGAUCGGCACUCCGCUUUCAGCCAGCCGCUUAAUUUCCGUAACACAGCCAUAUCGAAAACCUUUCCGACACAUCACACCUCUUACCACCGGCAUGCUGGAGAGUAGUAACGAACUCACUCAUCAGUUGGGUGAUGUGACUUCGUCCCCGAACAUCGUUCCCUCGAGAUUUUUCAUCUCCGUCAACAAGAUCAAUGUCACCCCCAGCACGAUUAUGCCGUCAACUUGCGCGCUUUCGUGUGCCGACUCUGCCGCACAAGGUCUGGCGGUAGCAUCUAGACGUAGCCACGACUUGGCGCUUCGCUAUUCCCGCCCGCCGAAAGGAUCACAUCGCAGACUUCCGAAUGUGCGACGGUAUCGUGAUCGUUCAGCGACGCCGAAACACCUCCUCGAGAUCAAUCAAGGCGCAAACAGAAGGCAGGUGCGUAAAGACUUGACCAAGCUCUCCGGGUUUGCGUUCAGAGUCGAAGAGUUAAGAGACGGGAGUCGGGCAGAGGCUCUGAUUAUGGAUAUAGACAAGCGACAGAUGCGCGAGGCUAUGCGCGCUUCGCUGUGUUACGCUCAUCGGUCGUGGAGCAUCCUGUCACUCGAAACUGGCGCAGUCCUUCAGUCAAUUAAACUAUUUCAUGGAGCGCUUGUUGGGCUUGUCUGGAUUUCCAUUUCUUGGAAGAAGGUCCCACUGCCCGUCCUCUCGCUUGAGUUUUCCCCUCGCAUGAUAUGA